GACGGUAAGGAGGAGGGGAGGAAGCAGGGAGCGGAUCAGGCAGCGGUAGAGGGGAGGAGAGGCGGAGAGGCGGCGGGUUGUUCUGCCGAGGAGGACGUGGCGGGUCCGGCGGAGUUAGCUACAAGUGACGGGCAGCGGAGCCAUGAACCGGACCACCCGCAGGCUGGUCCCAGUCAGGUGUAGGUGGUGACGUCAGCAGAACGUGUCGUCAUUGGAUCCCCAGAGGAGACACUCAGGGACACGCCCCCUACCAGCUGGCUCCUCCUCUCUCAGGACAGGUAGAUUUUCAACCUCGGCAGCGGAGGGGGGAGCGGGAGGAAGGACAGCAGGAGGAGGAGGAGGAGGAGGAGGAGGAGGAAGAGGAGGAAGGUGGAGUUGAUAACCUCAGCAAUACUUCAGGUGUUGAAUCAGAGUGAGGUGAGGAGGAGUAGCUCAGCCCCUCACCAUGACAGACUUAGAGACUGAGUGUUUGAGUCUCGGGUUGCCCCCCGAGUGCGCCCCUGCCCCCCCGCCUCUGGACACCUCCCUGCAGGUGGACUGCGGCCCAGGGCCCGCCGCCUCGGCCCCGGCGCUGGCUCUCCUAUCCUCUGACUGCCCCACGCCGACGCUCAGCUCGCUAGCGGCGGAGAUCGCCGAGCCGCUGGUGAUGCUGCCGUGUGUGAAGAGCGAACCGGAGGACGGGGACCUGGAGCCCAUCCGGACCGUCGACCUGUCGGAGAUCCAGCCGCUGUCCACCGCUGAGCUGGGCCAGGACCAGAUCAAGAUGGAGAUCAGCGGCCUGGACUACAUAAAGUCUGAGCAUCACGGUCACCACGGCAACCACCACCUGGGCCCGUUCCACCAUACCGAUGUCACAGAGCUGGACUACAAGUCGCACUACGAGCCCAGCUCAGUGUUUGACUAUAUCUCCCAGGUGACGGACACGCUGGAGUACAUCAAGUCAGACCACCACGUGGACCUGCAGUGUUACUACACCACGGAGCUGGGCUCCCUGAAGUCUGAGUACCCAGAAUGCAACGCCAUCUCUGGCCACCUGCAGCACAACGGCCUGGAGUCCAUCCACAUGGCCGAGCUCCGCACCGAGCUCAACAAGCUGCGGCCCGACGCCCUGCUGAUGGACGGAAUAGGCAAACUGGACCCUGAGUUUGGAGGCGGGACACUCUACGAGCUGCAGCCAGCCGCGGAGGGGAAGAUGUCUGCUGAUGUGACGGCGGCCGGGCAGGGAGGCGGGAGUCUGGUCAUCACAACCAAAACACAAAACCCAACGGCGAGGAAACCUCGCAACAUGCAGGGUGAGAAGCCUUUCUCUUGCACACAGUGUGGGAAGAACUUCAGCACGCUUGGAAACCUCAAAACACACCAACGCAUCCACACAGGCGAGCGGCCUUACACCUGCUCACAGUGCGGCAAGAGCUUCGGCCAGGCCGGCAACCUCAAACGGCACCAGCUGAUCCACACCGGCCAGAAGCCGUACGUGUGUGCACACUGCCCCAAAGGCUUCACCAAGGCCGAUGACCUGCGAUCUCACCAGCGGCUGCACACGGGUGAGCGGCCGUUCAUCUGCGUCACCUGCGGGAAGAGCUUCGGCCAGUCGAAGGAGCUGAAAGCUCACCAGCUGAGCCACACGGGCGAGCGGCCGUUCUGCUGCCAGCACUGCGGCAAGAGCUUCACCAAGGAGACGAGCUACCACAACCACGUGCAGAUCCACACAGGUGAGAAGCCGUUCACCUGCUCGCAGUGUGGCAAGACUUUCAGCAACUCCGGCGUGUUAAAAACCCACGAGAAGAUCCAUACGGGUGAGCGACCGUUUGGCUGCACGCAGUGCGGCAAGAGCUUCGGCCGCCUCGGCCACCUGAAGGCUCACCAGCAGAUCCACACGGGGGAGCGGCCGUACGCCUGCCCCCAUUGCGGGAAGACUUUCAGCCAGUCGGGUCACCUUAAAGCACAUGAGCAAAUCCACAAGCGAGAGCGAGCGGACACGGCGAGCACCAGCAGCAACGGCGGCAGCAGCAGCAGCAGCAGCAGCAGCAGCAGCAGCAGCAGCGUGGGCAGUGACAGUAGCUAAAACAGACUCAACACCCUUUAACCUCCUGGAACAACAAAGUAUUAUUCCUCUUUUCUAUAAAUACUAUAUAUGAAUUUUUUUCCUUAUGAAUUUUUUCUUACAUUUUCAUACCUUUUGUGCUCUUUUGCAUAUAUACAUAUAUAUAUAUAUGUAUAUAUAUAUGUAUAUAUAUAUAUAUGUGUGUAUGUAUAUAUAUGGGGACUCUGACUGAUUUGCUCUUAUGCAAGUGUCUGUGUGUGUGUGUGCAUGUCUGUCUGUGUGUGUGUGUGUGCGUGUGUGCGUGCGCGCGUGUGUGUGUCGGGGGGGCUUGUAGAUAAUUUGUCUGUACUGUCGUGAGUGUCGAGCUGAGUCGCAGUACUUCUCUGAUACAGAGCACAAAUACUUCAGGACCAAGUUUGAGUAUUUCAUAUUUUUGUAAAGAAUCAGACCAGCAGCUCCGGACCGACUGGGGCCCCGUCUCCUGAUCGAUCCCACAAGUUUUACAAACGCUCUUAAAUUUAAACUCGAGUUUCCCAAAGCAGCGAGUGCACGAGCAGUGUGACGAUCACACAUUUAACCCUCCAUACAGAAUGUAUUAAAAAUACACAAACAAAGUGUAAAUGUUGUAAACAACACAAAGAAAUGUUUAUAUAUAAGAAAGUAAACAAUCGAUUAAAGUUAUAAUCCUGAAGAUUUCAGUCUGUGGUUACUGUGGCAACAGCGGAAUACAACAAAAGCCAAACAAACGUACUUUUGUUGAUGUGCUUUUGAUCGCAAUCAGUGUUUCCUCUGGCUGCUUCACAAUAAAAGCCUCCUUGUGUUUCUUCACCAGUUGAAGUCUUAAUGUGAAGCAGCAGCAGCAGAAGGAAGUGUUGUGUGAGCGUUAGCUUAAUACAGCUGUUAUACAGAUGCAGGAGAGAGAACAGUAAACACUGAGGCUGAUAUCUACGGGAUUCAUUUACAAAUCGUAACAUUUGAUUACUUGUUGCAUUGUUUCCUGAUAUCUGAAUUAGGACUGUGCAAUAUGACAAUAUAUACUGUGUGACGAUAGAAAAUUGUCUUUCGUUUCAUAUUAUGCUCUAUCUUUUGUUUGUUUGUUGUGUUGCAAAUCACACUCUUUACGGCAAUAUUUUUGUCAUUUGGAAGACGCUUUGCAGUCUUUGGCACGGCACGGAUGCAGGCGGUAAAUUUGUAUGAAGGCAACACAAACAAACAUGGAGGAGAGUGAAUGUGAUGCAGAACGGGGUAACCCCAAGACGAAACAAGGAGCUUGUACCUAAAAGAGGGUCUCCUUCUGUUGCAGGGACGUAGUUUAGGUAUGAAAAGUCUGACACAGACCAGAAAACUGCCUACGCAAGACAGAAGCAGAAAAUGUGCUUUUUCUCAAUUGUUUUUGUCUCUAAAAUGUCAGAAAGUAGUGAAAAAUGUUUGUUACAAUUUCCCAGAGUCACAGGUGAUGUCUAGAGAGACUCUUGUUUUGUUCAUUAUCGAUUAUUUUCUCUACUAGUUUGGUCCAUCAAAUGUCAGAAAAUGGUCAGUGUUUCCCAAAGACGACAUCCUCAAAUGUCUUGUUUUGUCCACAACCUACUGUCAGAGGGCUAAAGAAACCAGAAAACUCAUGACUCAUGGUUGUAGCUUUAGUUUAAACCCCCAAAUAUUCAGUUAAAUAUCUUGUAAGACAAAGCAUUAAAUCAUCACAUUUGAGAAGCUGAAACAGGAAGACGAUUAAUCUAUUAUCAAAAUAGAUUCUGAUAAAUUUUCUGUUGAUCAACUAAUCAAUUUAUCAUUGAAACUCUUAAUUUUAAUCCAGCCCAGGAAUGGAGAACUCCACCACUAACAAAGACAACAAAAAGUACAGCUUCGUAAAUGUGAAUAUUUUCUGUUUUUUUUAGUCUCCAUGACAGUAAACUGU
This is a messenger RNA of Thunnus maccoyii (southern bluefin tuna), 3956 nucleotides long. RefSeq lists its product as uncharacterized. Gene Ontology annotation, biological process: regulation of transcription by RNA polymerase II. Gene Ontology annotation, molecular function: RNA polymerase II transcription regulatory region sequence-specific DNA binding; DNA-binding transcription factor activity, RNA polymerase II-specific. The transcript has 3 exons. Lineage: Eukaryota; Metazoa; Chordata; Actinopteri; Scombriformes; Scombridae. Gene Ontology annotation, cellular component: nucleus. Bases 446 to 2065 code for a protein of 539 amino acids. The record is from RefSeq and is a predicted model, not a curated record.